This is a messenger RNA of Sebastes umbrosus (honeycomb rockfish), 3773 nucleotides long. Its product is annotated as phosphatidylinositol transfer protein beta isoform. Gene Ontology annotation, biological process: phospholipid transport. Gene Ontology annotation, cellular component: cytoplasm. Lineage: Eukaryota; Metazoa; Chordata; Actinopteri; Perciformes; Sebastidae. The record is from RefSeq and is a predicted model, not a curated record. The coding region runs from base 110 to 925 and encodes 271 amino acids. Gene Ontology annotation, molecular function: phosphatidylinositol transfer activity; phosphatidylinositol binding; phosphatidylcholine binding. The transcript is spliced from 12 exons.
AUUGGUUAUAAUACUAAUCAGCAGGAGGGGCAGCUCAGCAGCUCAUCCGUCAGCAGCCAUAGCGGUCUCUCUGGGCAGUACCAGCAGUUACCGAGAGGAACAAGCUACCAUGGUCCUCAUCAAGGAGUUCCGUGUGGUUUUACCCUGUAGUGUUGAGGAGUAUCAAGUGGGGCAGCUGUUCUCAGUGGCUGAAGCAAGUAAAAAUGAGACAGGUGGUGGUGAGGGCAUCGAGGUACUCAAGAAUGAGCCCUAUGAAAAAGACGGCGAGAAAGGACAGUAUACACACAAAAUCUACCACCUAGAGAGUAAAGCCCCCGGGUAUGUCAAGCUGUUUGCCCCUGAAGGCUCCCUGGUAUUCCACGAAAAAGCCUGGAAUGCCUACCCCUACUGCAGAACCAUUGUGACGAAUGAGUAUAUGAAAGACAGUUUCUUUAUUAAAAUUGAGACUUGGCACAAACCAGACCUUGGAACGCAAGAAAACGUGCACAAACUAGACAAUUACACGUGGAAGACUGUAUCGACUGUGCCCAUUGACAUUGCAGACAGAAGUCAAGUGUCCAAUGCUGACUACAAACCAGAUGAGGACCCUGCCAAGUUCAAGUCAGUUAAGACCGGCAGAGGACCCCUUGGGCCCACCUGGAAGAGAGACCUGGUUAGCAAGACUGACUGCCCGAGGAUGUGUGCCUACAAACUGGUCACUGUGAAGUUCAAGUGGUGGGGCCUGCAGAGCAAAGUGGAGAACUUCAUCCACGAGCAAGAGAAGAGGAUCUUCACUAAUUUCCACCGCCAGCUCUUCUGUUGGAUUGAUAAGUGGGUGGAUCUGACUAUGGAUGAUAUCCGGCGGAUGGAGGCAGAGACACAGAAGGAGCUGGACGAGAUGCGUAAGAAGGGCUCUGUGCGAGGCACAAAGGCUGCAGAAGAGUAGCCAGGCCAGGUGUAGGUCUGAGUGUUGCUGUCUUCGCAGACGGGGAGAAGUGCGAGGAACCAGCGCUGCAGACGAAUGAAAAGGCAAAGGAUUUUAAACGCCCGCGAUGACGGCAGCGACGGAGACGGCUAAGAGGCCUCCUUUGGUGCCACUUUUUUAACCAGAACUGAUCCAGGCUGUGGAGAGGGAGGUUUGGGGGGGGCAACUCUGCUACCUGCAAUCAAUAGAGCAGAUCCCUGACUUGCAUCCAAUCAUAGACAUUCUAUACACUGAGGAAUUGAUUUCUAGAAACCAACACGAUCGUAGCUGAUAAGACUCUGCUUCGUUCUGAUCUCCUGGGCAGAGAAAGGCCAGCUAUCAGCAUCAUGUUAUUGACAAGACCUAGCCUUCCUGGAGAGAUGUAUGAAGAGGAGCUACUUGCAGCAGAGAAACAUUUUUACAAAAACAAAUUCUUGAUUCCACAGUGAAAGAUGUUGGACCAAAUAUUUCCUCCUGUCAUAUUUAGAUUUUCCUUUUUCUCCAAAAAACAUUCCUCUCAAGAUGAUGCCCCGUCUGACCUCUUUGUCUCCUCCUCGGUCUUAACCGUACACACUGUGGCUCAGCGGUUUGCAUUCCCCGGCAUGAGUCUGUCUGUUUGUCAUACUCAUGUUCCUUCCUGCCACAGCCUCAAUUAAGAGAUUACUAACACCCUCGGCGCCUUGGCCCAUUGUAAUCCUCCCCCCCCAUCACCCCACCUCACCCAAAGCACUGCAUCUUAUUAACACUGACAAUCAUGCCCGUACAGGUAUUCACUCUCACUCUCUAAAUACAGAUUUAAUAGAAACCCCCACCCACACACACACACACAUACACACAUGCAUAUGACGCAUAUACAUCGUGCACAUGAGGAUAAACAUGUGAAUUCACUCUCACACACUCACAGGUGUGGAUGCCUUUGCCGUGACUGAUCUCUUGAAAGCUCAAGCUGGGCAGAUCCAUGCAAGCUUGUUCAGCUAAAGGAUGUUACUUUGGAAGUGUUUACAGCUCCUACUGAUUUCCUUUUCUUUCUUUUUUUUCCCACCCCCCUGCCCUCCACACACACACACACACACACACACACACACUCCCUAUUCUGAAGACGUUCACACAUAACAUACAACACAGCAUUCACCUCCCUAACAGAUGUCCCCAGAGACAAACUGCACUGAAAAACAGCCACAGAUGGUGCUACACCCCUUGAGCCUCUGUCACAAGCCAAACUGCAGCGCACCGCUCGCCCCACCUCACCCGGCCCACCCCCAGAGGCCCGUCUCACUCAUCUGGUUCUCCGAGGUAGACGGUUUUCCAAAAAAAGGCCUCGUCUCUCCUGCUUCAUUCUAGGUGUGUUUACAGAUUCAUAACGGCCUUACCAGUCAGUCGACACCAGCACCGCACACUGCUUGCCUUAAUCUCCGGACCUGUUGGACCUAUCGGACCUACUGUACCUCUGCUGCCAGCUGUUGCUCUAGCUACCUCCCUUGUUUCUGUCUGGCAGUUUUUCCUGACACCUAAAGGUUAGCACGAGCUAUUAGCCUGCUACUUGUUAGGAGUAAAUCAUGGCAGACAGAGCUUUAUGAGUUGUUUGUGAUGACUCUUUAUUUUCUUCUGGGUUGCAGAAAGAAUUGCAUGUGACUCCCUUUUAUGUUUCCUGAUAUGUGUUGCCAGUGCAAUUCCUUCAGCAAGCAAAAAUGAUGUGUAAGUUGCAGCCAGAAACAGCCUGUACACCGCUGUUGGUGCAAAGAGCUGCAGAUUUACAUCUUUGAUAUGCCAUAUUAAUGAUUCUUCAAAACUCCAUAGUGCACUUUCUCCCCUCAGGCUUCAGAAUGGUGUGGCACUGGCCUACAGUGUUGGCCACCACUAGUGUUACAUACUUAAAUAGUACAAGUGGUUCCUCAUUUCAUCCUUGUUUUUGUGUGAUGUGUCAAUGUCUUAAAUUGUGCAACAGGAAUUGGGGUUUGUUUUUAAGAGAUCUAUUUUCCAUAUUUUUCCUUUCAAGACACCGAUUACGUAAUGAAAUAGUCUGGGUUCAAAGAGCUUAAUGUUUUUAUUAUCUGUAAAUCGUAUGAGGGAGUGUGAUCACCUCCUCAGUAAAUGGGUUAUUGGCUUGUCCAAAGAGUGUGAAUGGAUUUCUGAAAUGUUUACAUGACUUCAGCAUUUGUAGGCUGGUAUUAUAGGAAAGAUUUGGAAGCGAUUUGUGCGAGGCAACAUUUUUGUAAACAAUCAAAAUCUCAGGUGAACAAUAUGACACAAGGAUCUUUUGUUGAUAUCAGUUGCCCCAAACAAUUGACUUCUUUUCACCAUACCGUAUUCUUUUCUGUGGGAAAUAUGGUAAUACAGUGUCAACAUGUUGAUGGGACGUGGUUUGCUAUAUAGCCUGUUUUCGUUUCAUCACAGUAUGUGAGAAAGCCAGUUGGUUUCUGUUACCGUACUGGGAGUGUAUGCAUACGUCUCAAAGAGCGAAACAAUUGAUCUUCAGUGUUUCCAAGUCUAUCUUAAUGAUUCCUGCUGUCUGAUGAAUAGAGAAGCAGUGGCUAAAGAGAACAGCCUCAAUCAAUGGUUCGCCAUCUGUCAAGACAAUGAUAUGGGGAGAGGGGAAGUAUUCGCAAAGCAACUGUACAGUUGUAUUCUAAUUUAUAAAAAAUCUACAAUCGUUUAUUUCUGAACUGCUCGCUUUUUAAAUGUUUCUGAUCAGCUUUUUGAAAUUCAGGGGACGUGGUAGUGAAUGUAUGAGAUUUUGUGCCUUUUCUUUCUGAGAAUCUUGUUGUGUGCCAUUAAGUCUACAUAUUGUAUCUUAAUAUCAAAUAAAUUUCAUCUGGAAAAUUGAAUUCCA